Messenger RNA from Fusarium vanettenii 77-13-4, 966 nucleotides. RefSeq lists its product as uncharacterized. Bases 1 to 966 code for a protein of 321 amino acids. The record is from RefSeq and is a predicted model, not a curated record. NCBI's taxonomy places the organism in Eukaryota, Fungi, Ascomycota, Sordariomycetes, Hypocreales, Nectriaceae. The transcript has 2 exons.
AUGUACCUCGAUUACCUUGAGGGUCACACCGACAACACCCAGAAUGCUCUAUCUCACCACACUCAGGCUUUAAAUGCACUUCAGAGACGCCUUUCAACAGGGAACUUGGACAUUUCGACUUCCGACUCAACCAUAUUGACUGUUGUUGGCCUAACUACAGCGGCGUUGGCAUUCGGCGAUGCUGACAUCGCUCGAAAGCACAUGGGAGGCCUGCACAAAAUGGUCACCCUGAGAGGAGGCUUAUCGGCCUUUUCGCACGAAAAAAAGCUGCAAACAAAACUGUGCCGAGUUGAUCUUGGGGUGGCUCUCAGUAUAGGAAGCGAGCCUCUCUUUUUCUCAGAGGAGCUUUCAUGGAACUCCUACCUUUCCCCGCAGGUGCCAAAGAAUAAUGAAACUGCCGAUGAGUCAUCCUCAAAUCUUUUCAAAUUUCUUGGAAGCUUAGAUGCACGUCUAUGCCUUGUUUGGAACGAUCUCAAGGUGUAUUCACAAUCAGCCAAUAUGGCAGCACGUUGCAGCCUCGACAUGGACACUGCACUUUGUCAAGAAAUCAUGGUAUCUGCCCACUAUCGCCUUAUCCAUCUCAGAUUUGAGCCAGGUACUAUAGACGAGACAAUACGCCUUGCACUACUGGCUUUUGCCAGCUCUGUGUUCCUCCAAGGCGGCGGUGUCUGGAUCCGUCACGAGCAUCUCUAUCGUCAAUUGAUAGAGUCUUUCUCUCUGACCAAGGUUAGAAGAGGGGAUUUGCCUCCCCAGGUGAUGCUGUGGCUGUAUGGGUUUUGCGUGGCUUUUGAUGGCCAAGAGCCCGGCCACAGCUGGCUUAGGUCUGGGCUGGCCGAGCUUUUACAGACUCAAGAGUUGAACACUUGGAGUGAGGCAAGAGUGUGGUUAAAGUCUGUUAUCUGGGCAGACACGCUACACGAUGCUAUAGCAAGGACAUUUGUGGAGGAAAUGUUGGAUGCACAAUGA